Anopheles gambiae (African malaria mosquito) is the source of this 1731-nucleotide messenger RNA. RefSeq lists its product as uncharacterized. Lineage: Eukaryota; Metazoa; Arthropoda; Insecta; Diptera; Culicidae. Bases 113 to 877 code for a protein of 254 amino acids. The record is from RefSeq and is a predicted model, not a curated record. The transcript has 2 exons.
UGUUACGCAAGUGUUGAGAGAACGUUAGCCAUUCUGUGUUGGUGUAAUUCGGUGCUUUCCUGCUAGAGACAAAGGUGUCGAACUAGCCGACUGUCUGCGCUGUAUCUGCUCGAUGGCACGCUUUCACGCCCUCUCGUUCGCGAUGAAACAGCAGGAACCCGAGGCAUUCGAACGUAUCGUCAGCCAGCUCGAGGAAACGUACUACAGUGCGGCGCUAGAACCGUGGCACGGCCCGUUCAUGCAGCGGAUCGUGACCAUCUGCAAGGAAGCGCUAGACAUCGAGUGCACGGAAAGUCCCGACCGAUACACGGCGAACUUCAGGCGCGACGCCCAGGCCUUCCUGAACAGCCCGAUCUACGGCAUGAUGGUGGAGCUAGCUAACACCCGCAACCGGUACGCGGUCAUCACGCACGGCGACUGUUGGCUGCCUAACUUCCUCCUCCGCCCGGACCAGGUGCGCAUGAUCGACUUCCAGAUGGUGCGGUGCGCCUCGCCCGUGCUCGAUCUCGUCCUGUUUGUGUACUGCUGUACCGAUCAAGCGCUACGGGACACACACUACGAUCAGUUGCUGAGCGCGUACUAUCACGCGUUCGCCGAACUGCUGGCCGAGCUCGGCACGGACCCGCAGGCGACGUUUCCCGCCAGCGUGCUUGCGGCCGAGCUGCAGCAGUUCGGCCGGUUCGGGUGCGGGAUUGCGGUCGAGUCGAUCCCGCUGGCCCAGCUGGACGAGUCGGAUGUGCCGGAUCUGGACCGUCUGGAGGGUACGGAACCGGUGCCGCUCGAUCAAAUACUGACGGUCCGAAGCAUCGGGACGCAGUACGGCAGGCGCCGGCUGGUGGACGUGCUGCGCCACGCGUACGAUCGUGGCUAUUUAUGAAGCAAGUGCACGCAGUGGUGAGUGAACACGCGCACAACAGCUGCAACAAUCUGGCGGUAGUUUAUUUCUUCGAUUAUUUCUAAUUUACUUUAUUGAUGUUUUGCGUGAACUGUUCACAGUAGUUUGGGAUUUCUGAUCGGGUUACUGCACGGUUGCAGUAGUUUAGCAAAUGGGUGUUUAUCAUCGGCAUUCCCUAUCAGUGAGCUUUGCGUAUUUGGGAGUUUUAGUUGCUUAGUCUUACGGUUUCUUGUUUUUGUUUUGUAUUAUCUUCUUUAUCUUCUCCUUUGUUGUCUACUUGUACCAACGGAACCCCUUCAACAUUAGAAAUGUUUUUUUUUUUGCUUUUCUUCUCCUUUUUACAAUUCUCCAUCGAUGCAGAAUCUUCAAAAUUAUUCCUUUCGCCCCCUUUUUUAUUAACGGCGCUUCACAGUUUUCUGAAGCUUUCUUACGCUUUAGUUUAUGCUUUAGUUUUAUGACUUUUUUCUUAUUUUUUUUAAUCAUCGUUUCAUAUUUUCUUAUGCAAUAUGUCAAUUGAAAAUAAGUCUUCCGUUUUAUAGCUUUACUUGCCUGUCUGUUGCAAGUUUAAAUGUUCCAUCAUAGAGAAAUAGAGUGAAAGAAACAAACUUUACUAAGCCUAUAGUAAUUGUGGUGGAUGCUUGAUCCUUCGUUUAAAUCACUUAUCCCGGAUGUCUGGAGCAAAACUUCUGCAUUAUGGAGAAAUUUUAACUAACUGUGUUUAAGAAUUUUAAGAAACUAUAAGUAACCAUUUUCCAUUCAAUAGAGCAAUAGAAAGUGUAGCAAUUUUAGUACAAGGUUGCCUGGUUUGCUGUGUUCUGGGAAUCGUUUCGGGAAGU